CCCAUGGCAUUUGCACCUCCGCUCUUAUCUGCUCUCAUCAUCUCCUCUUGACCAAUUCACAGACAAACCAACCGCGGCCGAGAGACCCAUGCACGCAAGACACGCGCUCGCCUCCUCCGUGUUGCCCGCCCUCCUCCUCCUCACGCUCCUCAUCUCCAUCGCCGUCACACUGCUCGUGCCGUCGUCUCCGUCGCGCCGGCGGCUCCCGUUCUUCCGCACUGCCGAUCCGGCUCCGGCACCGCAACUGGUUGCAGACGACGCCAGCGGCGGCACCGCCCGCGCCGGAGGCUGCGACUACUCCGACGGGGAAUGGGUGAGGGACGACCCCGCCACGACGGCGGCAGCCUACGGCGAGGACUGCCCGUUCCUGGACCCGGGGUUCCGGUGCGCCUCCAACGGCCGCAAAGACACGUCCUUCCGCCACUGGCGCUGGCAGCCGCGCGGGGGCAGUAGCUGCCGUCUCCCCAAGUUUAAUGGGAGCGAGAUGCUGGAGAGGAGCCGGAACGGGCGGAUCGUGUUCGCGGGGGACUCCAUCGGCCGGAACCAGUGGGAGUCCAUGCUCUGCAUGCUUGCCAGUGCCGUGCCGCCGGACGCCGCCAAUGGGACGACGUCGAGGAGGAUCUACGAGCGGUCCGGGAAGCCCCUGAGCCGGCACAGGGGCUACCUCUCCAUGGUCUUCGCCGACUACAACCUCUCCGUCGAGUACUACCGCGCCCCUUUCCUCGUCCUCCUCGACCGCUUCGACAACAGCAGCAAUAGCACUGUCAGGGCCAGGGGCGCCGUCCGGCUCGACGCGCUGCCGCGGCACGCCGCGCGCUGGGCCGGCGCCGACGUCAUCGUCCUCAACACCGGCCACUGGUGGAACCCCCACAAGACCAUCAAAUCGGGGAAUUAUUUCAUGGUGGGGGAUCGGUUCAACGUGACGACGGACGUCGGGGAGGCGUUCAAGCUAUCCAUGGAGACGGUGAAGCGCUGGGCGGGCACCACGGCGCGGCUCGCCAACCCAAACGGCCACGUCUUCUUCAGGAGCUUCUCUCCUUCGCACUACGGCGGCGGCGGCAUUAACGGGACGACGAACAAGACGUGGGACACGGGCGGCUCGUGCGCCGGCCACCGGGACCCAGCUGCGUCGUCCAAUGGCGGCGGCGAGAGUGACCGGUCGUCGUGGAUGAUGGAGGCCAUGGGUGUGUCGAGCGGGACGAAGGAGAAGAAGGGUGACAUUGUGCUGUUGAACGUGACGUACAUGACGGGGCUGAGGAGGGACGGGCACCCGUCGCGGCACCGGGAGCCCGGGACGCCGCCGGGGGCGCCCGAGGACUGCAGCCACUGGUGCCUGCCCGGCGUGCCCGACGCAUGGAACCAGCUGCUGUACGCGCAGCUCCUCUCCAUGGGGUACGAUGCCAGGAAGAAGAGGUCCAACAAGAGCACGUAGCUGCUGCUGCUGCAUGAUUUCGAAACUGUAAUAUUACUGCUGUGUUCUGUGUUUGUGAGUGCAUAUAUACAUAAAUAGAUCGCUCGCGUCUAUCGGUUUGGAAGGCGAAAGGAAGGAAAGACGAUCGGUGUCGAUGAUGCUUGAAAAUGAAGGAUUCAUGUAGAGAGAUGUUGAGUGCAUUCGCAGAACAAUGCUGUAUGAAGAAACUCGUUCUGAACUGAAAUAUCAAUAGAAACACUUUUCAAACUGGA
Messenger RNA from Brachypodium distachyon (stiff brome), 1683 nucleotides. Its product is annotated as protein trichome birefringence-like 8. Gene Ontology annotation, cellular component: Golgi apparatus. The record is from RefSeq and is a predicted model, not a curated record. The coding region runs from base 89 to 1432 and encodes 447 amino acids. Gene Ontology annotation, molecular function: O-acetyltransferase activity. Lineage: Eukaryota; Viridiplantae; Streptophyta; Magnoliopsida; Poales; Poaceae. The transcript is spliced from 3 exons.